AUGAUCAAACCAUUCAAGCAGCUUAAACAUACAGAGGACAAGUAUGAGGGGGAGGGGGUUAAAUUUAAACAACAAAGCGAUGUUAAGUCUGCAGAGGAGCUAUUUCACGCCUUCAAAGCUUCGCAGGACUGGGAUGCACAAGGGGUGCCUCUUGCAAACUCCGGAGGAUCUGCAGUGAUGAUUGCACUUGUGAAAAGAUUGCAAUGGAGCCUGCACCUUAUGGAGGUUACACUAAAGAGGCUGCACGGGAAGGAGAAAGGAUGUAUCCAUCUCUCCUCGUGUAGCGGGGGGCUGCACAGAGCCGGCGUGGUAACGAGGAGGGGGAUCCCAGCGGCGGGAGGCUCGAGGGGCAGGAGGCGGCGGCGGCGGCACGGGUGGGGGGCGCGAGCUCGCCCGGGGUCUCGCGCUCCGGCUCGCGCCGCUGCCGCUGCGGCCGGGGGGAGCGGCGGACGCAGCAGAGUGAAGGCGGCGGCAGCACGAGACGCCGGUGGGAAGCGGCGGCGCGAGCGGCUCCCUCCAGUCCCCGGGCGGGCGGCGGCGGAGUCGUCGAGUGGUGCAGACAAAGGGGGAGGAGGAGGAGGAGGAGGAGGAGGAGGGGUGGUGGAGGGCGGUGGGUGGGGAGGCGGCCUCACCGGCGGUGGUGGCGGCAGCCUCGGCCGCUUCUCUCCUCCUCAGCAGCGCCAGGCGGCGGCGGCGGGACCGGGAGAGGGAGCUCGUCAGAGUAAAAGAGAAAAUCCCCCUCAGCGCUGCCCGGGGGAGGGGGGGGCACAAGAUGGCGGCGGCCGGGGAGGGGGUGGGGGUGCGUGA
Messenger RNA from Vombatus ursinus (common wombat), 807 nucleotides. Its product is annotated as translation initiation factor IF-2-like. NCBI's taxonomy places the organism in Eukaryota, Metazoa, Chordata, Mammalia, Diprotodontia, Vombatidae. The transcript is spliced from 3 exons. Bases 1 to 807 code for a protein of 268 amino acids. The record is from RefSeq and is a predicted model, not a curated record.